UUGGCGUCACGCAGUCCAGAAAUUACUACUGUGGUCAACGGUGAGCCAAAAAAAAAAGGAUCGCUUUAUAAUUAGGGAAGUUGAAAGCUCGAGCGAUAUCGGGGGCGAAAGAAAUUUUCACAUCUCUGAAAGGAAAGACCAGCUCGUUUCGAUAAUUUUUUUUUCACAUCGAUCGCGAGCCCAAGUGCGUUCCGAUUGUUCGUUCCAUUCGUUUACCAAAAAUCGGUGGAGUAUACGCGCGACGACGGCGUAUAUUCUUUUUUUUUGUUUAAUUCUCAUAUUUUCUUCGACACGCGUAACGAAGGAACCGGAAAUAUAAGGAAAAAUAUCAACGGAAUUAUGAGGGACGCAACGAAGAUGAGUAUCUUGGUACUGCUGCCGAUUCUGGGACUCAUAAUGGCGCCGAGUGUCGACGCUCUGACAACAUUUGGAAAAACAAAUCCACAGAAUCAAAAUCAAAAUCCACCACCUCAGCCCACGCCAGUCGGAAAAUCCCGUACCUGCAAGUUGGAAUCGGAUUGCGGAGCGAUUCAAAAUACAACUUGUAUAGCCGAUCCUAGAGACGGAAAAACGCGAUGUCUUUGCGGAGAUUAUUCGGCGCCGGUAAACGGUGCCUGUACCAAUAAAUUCAAGGCAAUCAGAUCUCCGUGCAACGAAGAUUCCGAGUGCAGCGAAGGCGCUCAUUGCGUUCAAGGAAACAAUACGAUGUCCGGAAAGCGUUGCUAUUGCCAGGAUGGUUACGUUGAAGAGAACCUCGCUUGUAGUGUUAUAUUUUAGGGAGUUCACCGUUGCUGAGAAUUUCCUUGGCGCUUCUAAUACUGACGGUGGCGACUUCGGGGAAAUUCAUUCUGCAAUAAAUUCUGCAAGCGUAUAAAAUAAAUCGAAAACUUGGAAUAGCAUAGAAAUCGCACUAAAAUCAGUCAGAAAUAUCGAUCGACGCAAAAACCUAUCGGCUAUUAUAGAAAUCAAUCAUGAUUAGCAGUUAAAUGAAUGGCACUUCUGAUACAGAACGGUCAAUCAGUAUGAACAAUGGCCAUUGAGAAAACCUCGACAUUUCUGACCGAGUUUCGUCGGCGUUCGAAAAUAUUUAUAUCAUUUUUUACUUGGUUAUCAUUCGACCCGCGUACUCAAAAUUAUAGUAGCACAGAUCUGAUAUUCUACUAAAAUUCUAUCCAUCUGUCAGAUAAUUAUUAAAAAAAACUUAUACAUAGAUAUAUAUUCUACUAACAAUAAAUGAACCAAGAACAAUGGCGCGAUCGGCAUGUAAUCGUCCCUACUUUACGAACCUGAUUGAUGUAUAAACGUUAAAGUUAUUCCUUUAUGUCAUGAUAUAAUAGUAUAGUGGAGAUUAAUUAUUACCAAAUAUUUACACGUUGAAUUUAAAAAAAUUAUUCAUGGUUUGAGAUUUGCAAAGCUUCAAUCCUAUAUAAAUAUAAUGCCUCUAUCUAGACCUAGAUUUCAAACGGCAUGAUUCGCGCAGUGAGUUCGUGUGAAUUUGAACAACUCUCAAUAUUAUAAUUAUACGAAAAGCUAUCUAUGUUACCAUAAUACGAUUUGUAUCGGCCGAUGAAUCUAUACUGUAUAAUAAGUAAAGAUAUACAGUGUGCGUUUGGGGGAAAGUAUUUUGAAUUACAAAUAAAAAUAACAUAUAAUUAUUAUAAAACCAAAAAGUGUGCCUUUGCGUUUGAAAUUUGAGUGGAAAUGGCGAAAUGCAUAAGUGUGCCUACAUAUUAUAAACAUUCUCACUGUAGCCUUAUAAUUAAUGCGUCUUUAAGUCUAAUUAUCAUUGACUUUAUUGACCUGAAACACGCGGAUAUUUGUAAUACCAUAUACCUAUUAGUUACUUAGGUAUGUGAGCGGCUAUUCUGCCACAUACACCAAGAAUGCCUUAUACAAGUUACGGUUACCGAAAAAAUGGCUGCACUAGUCAAAUACAAAAUACUACUUUACUAAUAUUAAAUUAUACAUGUAUUGUAUCUAUGUAAAUCAUAUUACAUUAUACUAUGUAUAGGUUUAGCAUAUUUUGUAAAGUUUGUAUGUGUAUAACAAUAGUUACCUUAUGCAAAACACCGUUUGAAUUCCUUGAUUGAUGAUCGUUUUGAAAGAUUCAGAUUUUACUGCACAAUAAAAACUACGAACAGAAACAAUAA
Athalia rosae (coleseed sawfly) is the source of this 2150-nucleotide messenger RNA. RefSeq lists its product as uncharacterized. The transcript is spliced from 4 exons. Lineage: Eukaryota; Metazoa; Arthropoda; Insecta; Hymenoptera; Athaliidae. Bases 340 to 777 code for a protein of 145 amino acids. The record is from RefSeq and is a predicted model, not a curated record.